This is a messenger RNA of Populus trichocarpa (black cottonwood), 1971 nucleotides long. RefSeq lists its product as uncharacterized. Gene Ontology annotation, cellular component: chloroplast. The transcript has a single exon. The coding region runs from base 783 to 1910 and encodes 375 amino acids. NCBI's taxonomy places the organism in Eukaryota, Viridiplantae, Streptophyta, Magnoliopsida, Malpighiales, Salicaceae. The record is from RefSeq and is a predicted model, not a curated record.
CUUCGUCCAAUCAACUCAGCGAGUGGAAUUAUGUUUUCUCAUGGACAUGAAAGCAGCAACGGAAAUUGGAAACUGGUUGAUGCCUUGAGAGCAUCAUAGCCAUGCUCUCAAUCAUGGUUCCUCAGCUAUAAUAGUUAGCAAGUAUGGUUUUUUUCCCAUAUAGCGAGCGCUGUAGCACUCCUUAGUAGGUGGUGGCUAGUAGCGUGAGAGAAGAUUGGACAGCGUCGCUCGCGGGAAAAAAAUGAAGGCUUGGUUCCAAGGUACCUCGUCGACCAAAUGGGGGUGGAGAAUGCAAGGGGAAGUACCUGGUACACUCGUCUCUUAUCUCUGAUCCUCUUUCGAUCUCUUCUCUCUAUAAUAAUUAAAACUUAUUUCGCCUUGAAAUAAAAAAAUCCCUGUCAAGAAUCCACUUUGAUUUUAUGCAUGCCCGCUUUCUGUUUGUUGAUAAAACGCAGAGAAAUUGGAAGAAAUUAUGGUAAAGUUUUCAGCUUUUUGUUAUUUGAAUUAUGGUUGUUUCUAAUUUCUGUUGAUUGAAUAAUUGAACUGGUUUUUUCUGUUUAAGAUAGAAAAUGUUUUGGGUUUUGUUGAUUUUUCAAUUUUUGUUGUUUAAUUUGAUUCACAAUCCUAUAUGCUUUAAUAAUAUAAUAUUCAUGAUUCUAUAUCUUAGAUAGUAUGAUAUGACAAUAUUUUUUAAUUAAUUAGUUAAAAUAACUAUUUUAAUUAAAAUGUAAAGAGUAGUGAAGGUAAAAAAUAUAAACCCUCCAUCCGUGGGCCAUCAUUAUAUGCGGUUGCCAAUUUGCCAUGAUAUCUCUUCUAUCUACUUCCAGCUCGUGUACCGUCUUGGUUUCAAAAUCUUGCUAUCCUGUUUUACAAAAACUCCCAUGGCUUCCAAUCUCCUCAAAUUUCACAUCCAAUCAUUCAAAACUACAAAUCGUUCUACACAAUUUCUUCAACAUGAAACUCUCUCUCCACAUAUUGCUUUCCCAGAAAACCACCACCACCACCACCUUGUCCAUUGCCGUGUUUCCUUCCCCUCACCUCCCCUUUACCAAUCCAGAAGUCCCGCUCUUUCUAUCCACUCCUUAUCUUCCUCCAGCUCCCCUCCUACCUCCAAAGAAGAAGCCAUUGUUCAAGCCAAAACCUGUCUCUCAACCACCCUAGAGAAGCCCCUAAACAACCCAAAACUAGCUGGCAAACUCAAGAAACUGAAGCAACCUAGAUUCCAGGUAGAAAUCCCAGUCAUAGAUGACUCGCCAACUUCUCUCUCUCAACUUGCCUCUGAUGUUUUCAAAGACCUGCCCAUUAAGAGAAGAGGGACACCGGUCAAGAUUUUAAUCCUCUGGCCGAGUCCCACGUUGAAGAACAGAGGCAUAGAAGCAUUCCAAUCUUACAAUUCAUCAAAAAAUGUUGAGCACGUCGACGUUUCUUCAGUCAGAAACACAGACAACAGAAUUUUGAGUUCUGCCGAAGUGGCAGUGUUUCUGGGGCCAGAGACUUCACAGUUGCCUGAUAUCAAAACUGUUACUGAUAUUUUGUACCCAAAGCCAGUAGUCAUAUUCAACCCCAAAUGGGGGUUUGGAGAGGAGAACGAGUUUGGUGAUUUGAGUGGCUUUGUGGGAUCCUUUGAAGUGGUAUAUUCAUUCAUGGGGUUGGAGGUUAGAGGUAUUUUGAGCAAGCGAAAAGGAGUGAUUUUCAAGUGUGUCAGAGAUGGGGUUGUGAGUGGUGAGAAAUGGACCGUUCUUGUUGAAGAAGAAGGAGGAGAACUGAAGGUUGUUUCAAGGUUCAAGGCACGACCAUCCAUUGGUGAAGUAGAGAAUGUUUUGUACAAUCUGAUGGCUAUCAAUUCGCCAAUUACCAAGUCUGCUAGGUUUUUCAAGGAUUUGGUGUCAAAUGUAACAGGAAGAAAGUAAAUAGAAUUUGAGAAUGUAUGCUCUGGAUUUUGCGUCAAUGAAGUUUGGUAAUUCGCUUGAA